Puccinia graminis f. sp. tritici CRL 75-36-700-3 is the source of this 1002-nucleotide messenger RNA. RefSeq lists its product as uncharacterized. The transcript is spliced from 2 exons. Bases 1 to 1002 code for a protein of 333 amino acids. Lineage: Eukaryota; Fungi; Basidiomycota; Pucciniomycetes; Pucciniales; Pucciniaceae. The record is from RefSeq and is a predicted model, not a curated record. Gene Ontology annotation, molecular function: protein binding.
AUGAAGCAAUCGAAUGUGGCGCGGAACUCGGUGACGUUUGGGGCGAUCAUCAAUGCGUGCAGUAAGACUGGAGACGAAGUUCGGGCCGAGGAACUGUUCCGAGAGAUGCUGGUCUCGAAAAGCUUUACAGCUAGAAUCCCUCCCUUCAAUACGAUGAUCCAAUUGUUCACUCAACACGUCAAACAACCUAAUCGCCAGAAAGUCUUGUAUUAUUACGGUCUAAUGAAGAAGUAUCGUUUGGCUCCGUCUGAUCAUACAUACAACUUGUUGAUGCAAGCAUAUGGAAUGAUUGAACCAUGUGAUCCGAACGAGAUGGAACGGAUCUUUGAACAGGCCUGUAAGGACCCAAAAGUCCGGAUCAGCGGGGCGCAUUGGUCGACGCUACUGAACGUUCGGGGAUGCAUCCAAAAAGAUCUGGCAGGGGCGAUCUCACUCUUUGAGCGAAUCGGACGAGAGCCAGUCAGUGAAAACCAACACCAACUAGCACCCCCACCAGGAAACAAUCAACAGACAAAAGAGCAAUCGAGCUCAUCCAAGGGAGGCGUGAUGAAGCUCCCGGAUGCGGUGUGUUAUGAGGCGCUCUUCAACGUCUUCCUGGUCUUCAAACGCGCCGAUCUGUUGCCGCGGUAUCUCGAACGAAUGAAGGAUGAAAAAGUGCACAUGACGGCAUAUGUGGUGAAUACUCUGAUGAAGGUCUAUGCCUCGGCCGGAGACAUCCAGAAGGCGAGAGAUCUCUUCGAGUCCUUAGUUGACCCCGCGCCGGGCCAUGCUGGGCUCUAUAAUCAUCCCAAUUCUCCUCAUGGAUCUAACGGUAGUAAUGGGACAGGCAUCGAGAUGGGUGAUGAUAGGAUCUAUAGGGAACCCUCGUGCUAUGAAACUAUCAUCCGAAUCGAAUUCGGCGCAGGUCAUCUGCAGAACGUUAAGGCGCUGCUCGAUCGCUUGAUCGAACGAGAAUACCCCGUCGCUAUCGUUAAUCGGAUCAAAAAAAUCGUUAAUCUUUAA